Molecule: messenger RNA, 379 nt
Organism: Habropoda laboriosa
Lineage: Eukaryota; Metazoa; Arthropoda; Insecta; Hymenoptera; Apidae
Gene: CSP1
Product: ejaculatory bulb-specific protein 3-like
Exons: 2
Coding region: 14-379 (121 amino acids)
Source: RefSeq, a predicted model, not a curated record
UACAUAGAAGUUAAUGAAAUUUAACACCAUGAGUUGUUACUACGUUAUAUUGAUAACGCUAUCUGUGUUUAUGUGGGCAGACGCCGAGGAACUCUAUUCCAGUAAGUACGAUUAUAUCAAUGUGGAUGAAAUUAUGGCAAAUGAUCGCCAACGGGAACAAUACUACAAAUGCUUUAUGGAUCUGGCACCUUGUAAGACUCCCGAUGCAAUAUUCUACAAAGGUCAUUUAUUUGAAGCAUUCACAACUAAAUGUAAAAAAUGCACUGAAAUGCAAAAACAGAAUCUGGAAAAGUUGGUAGAAUGGUAUAGUAAGAAUAAACCCGAUCAAUGGAAUGCUUAUCUGGAAAAAGUAUUAAAGGAUGCCAAGGGUACAGAGUGA